Messenger RNA from Zea mays, 1438 nucleotides. RefSeq lists its product as uncharacterized. Gene Ontology annotation, biological process: nucleoside metabolic process. The record is from RefSeq and is marked validated. Gene Ontology annotation, molecular function: catalytic activity. Lineage: Eukaryota; Viridiplantae; Streptophyta; Magnoliopsida; Poales; Poaceae.
AUACGAGCUCUCUAGCACACCAUACCGACACACACAGCUGGUGCCCGCCCGGUCGAACCACGCUAGCUGUACACUAGCUAGACGAUCACCACGCCAGUUAGUUAGCGCAGCGCCAUGGCCGGCGGCGGUACUCAGCAUCUGCUGCAGGUCGCGGCCGUGCUCGCGGCGGCGGUGGUGCUCAUGGCAACGGCGUCGGAGGGCUUCAUCUCCAAGAAGACGUGGAGCGCCAUCCGGCGGGCGGACCGCGACGGGCCCUUCGUGGGGCUGGUGGUGCCCAACGCCUACGAGAUGGUCCCCGUCCUCAACUCGCCGGACUUCAAACCCAGCAGCAACAUACCCAUCCUAGACGUCCAAGGGCGACGAUUCCGCUUCGGAACUAUUGGAAGCCAAAACGUUGUCAUGGUCAUGACCGGGCUCAGCAUGCUGAACGCCGGGCUCACGACCCAGCUGCUGCUGAGCCUGUUCAGAGUGAAAGGCAUCGUGCACUGGGGCAUCGCUGGCAACGCCAACGAGGACCUCCAGAUCGGCGACGUGACCAUCCCUGAGUCCUGGGCCCACCUGUCCCUGUGGAACUGGCAGAGGCACGGCGACGGGCCUGAGAACGAGCUGCCGCUAGAGAACGCCGGCGACUACACGAGGGAGUACGGCUUCCUCAACUUCUCCGACUACACGGUGGGGCAGGACGCCGGCAACCCGGAGCUGGCGGCGAACACGCUCAACAGCGUGUGGUACCAGCCGGAGGAGAUCUUCCCCAUCUCCGGCACGCCGGAGGAGCGGCAGCACGCGUUCUUGCCCGUGAACAAGCGCUACUACGCGCUCGCCGGGAAGCUGGAGGGGCUGGAGCUGCCGGCGUGCGUGAACGCGACGACGUGCCUGCCCCGCGCGCCCCGGGUGACGCGGGUGCCCAGGGGCUGCAGCGCCAACAUCUACACCGACAACGCCAGCUACCGCCAGUUCAUCCGCUCCCACUUCGGGUGCACCCCCGUGGAGAUGGAGAGCGCCGCCGUGGCCCUCGUCGCGCACCAGCACGGCGUCCCCUUCAUCACCAUCCGCUCCCUCUCCGACCUCGCCGGCGGCGGCUCCUCCAUCAGCAACGAGGCAGCCACGUUCCUCGACAUCGCGGCGCAGAACGCCGUGGACGUCAUGCUCAAGUUCGUGCCCCUCAUCGCGCGCCGCGGUGGCGAACAGGAGCACGCCGCCGACAUGUAAUGUAAGGCGGGAUCGGAUACAGAUCCACGACCACGACGCUGAGACGAAGUGCACCUGCAUGCGUGCCACCGACACAACACAAUGCGUGUUUUCGUCCUCCAAGUUUUUACUUAAUUUUCCACGAGCCCACGAUCGAUCGAAUAAAUAUAGCAUGUAUCGCUAUACUAUCUUGCAAAUUAACCUAUCUUGGGUGGAAUAAAUGAAAUUGGUCAUCGUGGCCAAGUUAUAU